Messenger RNA from Vicia villosa (hairy vetch), 2295 nucleotides. RefSeq lists its product as uncharacterized. The transcript has a single exon. Lineage: Eukaryota; Viridiplantae; Streptophyta; Magnoliopsida; Fabales; Fabaceae. The record is from RefSeq and is a predicted model, not a curated record. Bases 1 to 2295 code for a protein of 764 amino acids.
AUGAUUGGUGAGAGAAUUGAAAGUGGAAUUAAGGCUGGUAGAAUACAGAAUCCAAGUGCUGCUAGUUCCUCUUCUGGGGCAGGAGGGAAGAAACCAUAUAACGGAUUCGCUAAGAAGAGAGAGGGUGAAACGAGUGCUGCUUACUAUGGUAAAGGUAAAGGCCAUGUUUAUCAACAGGUAGCCGUUGUGACCAUACCGAGUACUCCUCUUCAACAACAACCACCGCAACAUCAGAGGCAUCCCCCACGUCAGUAUCAGCAAAAGUCGAGGCCACCAAGAAUUUUUGAUCCCAUACCUAUGACAUAUGCACAAUUACUCGCUCAUCUCUUACAUGGGGACUUGGUGCAACUUCGUACCAUGGGCCCUCCACCUGCUAAGCUUCCUCCUAACUAUGACGCUAAUGCCCACUGUGAGUUUCAUUCUGGGGCUGCUGGUCAUGAUAUUGAACAUUGCAUAGGAUUCAUGCAUAAAGUACAGGAUCUGCUUGAUUCAAAAGCUAUUGAGUUCACCCCUACUCAAGGACCUAACGUUGUACAGAACCCUAUGCCUUCCUAUGGAACUCAUGCCGCAAAUGCCAUCGAUAUUGUUGAAGACAUUUACUUGGUCAAGGAUGUUAUCGAAUUGGGAUCGUUGUUGCCAUUAUUGAAGAAGGAAUUAUUGAGGAUGAGACUAUACGCUGGUUGUGGAGAAUUCUGUACUGAUUGUAUGGUCACCUCCUCAGUUUAUGACAAGGUGAAAGGUGGGAUUCAACAGUUGAUAGAUAGUGGGUAUCUACAGUUUGAGCAUGUGCGACAUCCAAAGUCAGUCAAGAAUGAAAUCAACGUGCUAUCCAUCCCGUAUACUCCUACUAAGAUCCUGAUUCCUGCCAGAGCGCCGCCUUUGGUCAUCACGUUGCCUGGACCCAUCCCAUAUACUAGUGAAAAAGCAAUUCCAUGGAAUUAUGGGGGGGAAGUUUUCUACCAAGGGGCCAAGUACGAGAUUAAAGCACCGGUUGAGAAAGAGGAUGUUGAUAAUGUUGUUGGCAUUGGAAGAAUGACAAGAAGUGGUCGUAUUUUCAAUCCUCCUCAGAAUACUCGCGAUGACAAUGCAGAAGCUCUAGCUCAAGCAAAAGGGAAAAAAGUGGUAGAAGAUACGGUGGAUCCGGGGCAAAGCUCUAACUCUGAAGAUACUGUGGCCAAAGAGAUGGAAGAGUUCCUAAAGAUCAUCAAGAAAAGUGAGUAUAAAGUGGUUGACCAAUUGAGUCAAACUCAAUCAAAGAUUUCGAUCUUGCAGUUGCUCUUGUGUUCAGAGACACAUCGAAACGCUUUGUUGAGACUUUUAAGUACUGCUUUCGUCCCUCCAGAGGUCUCAGUGAAUCAACUUGAAGGGGUGGUGUCAAACAUCAAUGCUGGUAAUGGAUUGGGAUUCACUGAUGCAGACAUGCCCUCCGAAGGUAGAAACCAUAAUAGAGCUUUGCAUAUAUCAGUGGAAUGUAAAGGGACUAUGUUAUCUCGUGUUCUUGUGGAUAAUGGAUCUUCUCUGAAUGUAUUACCGAAGUCGUCUUUGAUGAGGCUAGAUUAUUCUGGUGUCGAGAUAAGGCCGAGUGAAUUGACAGUGAGAGCCUUUGAUGGGUCAAAGAGAUCAGUAUUUGGGGAGGUUGACUUGCCAAUAAUGAUAGGCCCUCAGCUUUUCACUAUUACCUUCUUUGUGAUGGAUAUCCACCCGUCUUACAGUUGUCUCCUGGGACGUCCAUGGAUCCAUGCUGCUGGGGCUGUGACUUCCACAUUACAUCAGAAACUCAAAUUCGCGACUCAAGGAAAGAUAGUCACAAUAUGUGGGGAGGAAGAACACGUGGUAAGCCAUCUUGCGUCCUUCAGGUAUAUUGAUGUGGAAGGAGAGGUCCACGAGACGCCUUGCCAAGCCUUUGAGGCUGUCCAGACUAUCAAGAUCCCUUAUGUUGACAAUAAGAAGUUGGAGGCUCCCAUGUCUUCACUAAAGGAAGCUAAAGCCGUGGUUGAAUCUGGACAUCCUGAAGGGUGGGGCCGAGUCUUGGAUCUACCAAUCAAGCAGGAUAAAUAUGGGAUUGGAUAUCAGUUGGGUCAGAGUUCAUCUAAUGAGGCCUCCAAGAAGCCCGGAACCUUCGUUCCGAUCAAGUUCUCUAGUGCUGGCAUCGUCAAGGAUCAUAUUUGUGCUGCUGAUGAUGAUAUGGACAGCGAUUAUGACAUUGAAGAAUGGAUCAAGCCGUGUGUCCCAGGACAGAAGCUUCUCAACUGGUCUUCCGAGGACAUCAUCUCAAUUGCUUCUGAUCAAGAGUAA